Messenger RNA from Letharia lupina, 540 nucleotides. RefSeq lists its product as uncharacterized. The transcript is spliced from 2 exons. The record is from RefSeq and is a predicted model, not a curated record. Bases 1 to 540 code for a protein of 179 amino acids. Lineage: Eukaryota; Fungi; Ascomycota; Lecanoromycetes; Lecanorales; Parmeliaceae.
AUGGCUUUGACGCACUUGCCCAAAGUCGCUUUAGUUGGGGCAUGUGUUGCUUUCGGGCUGGUCUUGGACACUACCCUCCCGGAGACUAUCUUCCCGGAGACGUUGACAAAUGGAAGUUCGAUGAGACACUUGAAUCUGACGAGCAGGCCCGAUAACAUGGAAUUCAUCUGUAACGGGGGCGUAUUUGGUCGGGGCUUGGCGCUCAACAGCUGCGGUGAUGCGAACCGGCAAAUGAGUUUCUAUUCGCAGACACCACGUACAUGGGGACUGCGGGGUACUGGGGCCUUCGAUGUUGACCUGCCGCUGCGGUUCAUAAGCGGUAUAGCAUUGAAUUGGUGGACGGACGGACCUGACGGCCUGUGUUACAUUGAACCACAACUGAUUGGCGGUGCGAAGCAUGCUCGGGCAAGUGAGCAAGAAGCGGCUGCUGCUGCGUUCGUCAUUAUCACCAAAUGCAUAUUGGGCCGAGCAAUUCCACAAGGUGGGAUUGCGAGAGCUAUCGGCAAGUACUUCGAGGAAAGAGGGCCACAUCAGGGCUGA